This is a messenger RNA of Populus nigra (black poplar), 1368 nucleotides long. Its product is annotated as zinc finger protein GAI-ASSOCIATED FACTOR 1-like. NCBI's taxonomy places the organism in Eukaryota, Viridiplantae, Streptophyta, Magnoliopsida, Malpighiales, Salicaceae. Gene Ontology annotation, cellular component: nucleus. Gene Ontology annotation, molecular function: DNA-binding transcription factor activity. The coding region runs from base 7 to 1338 and encodes 443 amino acids. The record is from RefSeq and is a predicted model, not a curated record. The transcript is spliced from 3 exons.
UCAAAAAUGUCAAACUUUGUUCAGGAAUUCGAAGACGACGAACAGUUCCAAAGUGCCGGUGGCUCACAGCACUCUAUCGGCAGUCCUAAUCCUACUGAAAACGACCCGGAUGCAGAGGUUGUAGCAUUAUCACCAAGGACUUUAAUGGCAACGAAUAGGUACAUUUGCGAGGUGUGUCAUAAAGGAUUCCAGAGAGACCAGAAUCUCCAGCUUCACAGGAGAGGACACAACUUGCCUUGGAAACUCAAGCAAAGGCAGAACACACAGGCUAAGAAGAGGGUGUAUGUUUGUCCUGAGCCAACUUGUGUCCAUCACGAUCCAAGUCGGGCUCUCGGUGACCUGACUGGCAUAAAGAAGCACUUUUGCAGAAAGCAUGGAGAGAAGAAAUGGAAGUGUGACAAAUGCUCGAAACGGUAUGCUGUUCAAUCAGACUGGAAGGCACACACCAAGAUAUGUGGAACUCGAGAGUAUCGUUGUGAUUGCGGUACAAUUUUCUCAAGGAAGGACAGCUUUGUCACGCAUAGAGCCUUUUGUGAUGCAUUGGCAGAGGAGAACUACAAAGUGAACCAGAAUCUCGCUGCCACAGGAGGAAUGUUACAAGCGCAAGAGCCUUUCAGUUCAUCAAUGCCAAGCUCGGACGCCUGCACAAACAAAAGCGCAGCAAUGAAUCUCACGAUUUCUGCCGAGAACUCUGACAGUGCAUUGAGACCGUUAUCUUUGAACUCAUCCGGGAUGGUGAUGUCGAGUAAUUUAAAUCCAAGAACUUCACUGCCUCUGGCUUGUUUUAGCUCUUUGGACGGAUCAAAUACUUCUCCUUUGGCAAUUGGCUCUAGUUAUACGUCAGCAACAGCUCUCUUACAAAAGGCUGCAGUAAUGGGUGCAAAAAUCAGUGACAACUCAAUCGCCCCAAUACUCUUUAAAGGAUUUAAUGGAUACUCUACAACCAGCAUGAACUCAUCUGGGUCAGUCUUGGAGGGUUCUUCAAUAGAUGGUAGCAACAUAAGACCACAUGCUGCAAAUAUGAACGGUAUAUAUUUGGGAGAUACAGAGAUGUUUGACAAGAAUUUGGAUCCAGGUUAUCCAAGAAAUUCAGUUUUUCAAACUGGGUUUUUUGAAUCUCCUCUCCUUAUGGACAUAGAAAAUGGAAAUGCCGCUCAUGCACUGGCCGGUGAAGCAUACAUGGGAGGCAGUGAAAAAAUGACAGUUGAUUUCCUAGGAGUGGAACCACCAACUGGUCAUUCAGCUGUGGGGAGGAAGCGAAAUUAUGAAGGCAACAUAAUGGGGUUAGGAUACUCGAACGCACAGCAAAACUUGCACAACUUGCAUUCAGAUUGGUAAACCAGUGAAGAAUUCCGCUCGCACAGGCAG